CACACAGCCAAACCAUCCUCCUCUCCGCCGCCCGCCGCAGCAGCACCCACCGGGCAAGAUGAAGACGAUCCUGGCGUCGGAGACGAUGGACAUCCCGGAGGGCGUCAUGGUCACGGUGGCCGCCAAGCUGGUCACGGUGGAGGGCCCCCGCGGCAAGCUCACCCGCAACUUCAAGCACCUCAACCUCGACUUCCAGCUGCAGGAGGCCGGCCGCAAGCUCAAGGUGGACGCCUGGUUCGGCACCCGCCGCACCAUGGCCGCCAUCCGCACCGCCAUCUCCCACGUCCAGAACCUCAUCAAGGGGGUCACCAAGGGCUACCGCUACAAGAUGAGGUUCGUCUACGCCCACUUCCCCAUCAACGCCUCCAUCACCAACAGCAACACAGCCAUCGAGAUUAGGAACUUCCUCGGCGAGAAGAAGGUCAGGAAGGUGGACAUGCUUGAUGGCGUGACCAUCCUCCGGUCCGAGAAGGUCAAGGAUGAGCUCAUCCUUGACGGAAACGACGUCGAGCUCGUAUCUCGCUCCGCCGCCCUCAUCAACCAGAAAUGUCAUGUGAAGAAGAAGGAUAUCCGAAAGUUUUUGGACGGUAUCUAUGUGAGCGACAAGGGCGUCAUCGAAGAGGAGCAGUGAGCGACAGAGUAGCCGAAAUGCCAGGAGAUGAAUAUGAAUGUCGUUUGAGUUGCAAUUUUGUGAGAUUGGAUGUGAACCUUUUUCUCAUUCCUUAAAUAGUUGACUGCCAGUGUUCGUGGUUUCAAACGAAAUUUAGUCUUAUUAACUGAAUUUGCGUAUUCAAAUGGAUUGCGUGGCUGCCUGGUUAUGUUUUGAA
Molecule: messenger RNA, 827 nt
Organism: Zea mays
Lineage: Eukaryota; Viridiplantae; Streptophyta; Magnoliopsida; Poales; Poaceae
Product: 60S ribosomal protein L9
Exons: 3
Coding region: 59-631 (190 amino acids)
Biological process (GO): cytoplasmic translation
Cellular component (GO): ribosome; cytosolic large ribosomal subunit
Molecular function (GO): rRNA binding; structural constituent of ribosome
Source: RefSeq, marked validated